Molecule: messenger RNA, 1503 nt
Organism: Vicia villosa (hairy vetch)
Lineage: Eukaryota; Viridiplantae; Streptophyta; Magnoliopsida; Fabales; Fabaceae
Product: BTB/POZ domain-containing protein At5g47800-like
Exons: 5
Coding region: 1-1503 (500 amino acids)
Source: RefSeq, a predicted model, not a curated record
AUGAAGUUCAUGAAACUUGGGACAAAGUCAGAUACUUUCUUCACUGAACAAUCCAACAGGAGGACAUUGACAUCGGAUAUACCGUCUGACAUUGUAAUACAAAUCAAUGAUGUUACUUAUCUUCUGCACAAGGAUGCGCUUCUUCCAAAAUGCGGUCUCCUACGAAGGCUUUGCGACGAAUCUAAUGAUUCAGAGAGUGUCAAUAUGGAGCUUCAUGAUAUACCUGGAGGGAAAGAAGCUUUUGAAUUCUGUGCCAAGUUUUGUUAUGGAAUUUCUAUUGAAAUUAGUGCUCAUAGCUUUGUACCUGCAUUUUGUGCUGCCAAGUUCCUUAUAAUGAAUGAAUCCGUUGCCAAGGGAAACUUUGAAGGAAAACUUGAGGUUUUCUUCAACUCGUUCAUUCUUGAAAGCUGGAGAGAUCCCAUUGCAACCCUUCAGAGUACUGUUACAUUACCAGAGUGGUCUGAGAAUCUCGGUAUUGUCAAAAAGUGCAUUGAUUCCAUCAUUGAGAAAAUUCUCAUACCCUCGUACGAGGUUAAUUGGUCUUUCACCUACUCUAGACCCGGUUACACGAAAAAACAGUACCAUCCUGUCCCAAAGGAUUGGUGGACUGAGGAUGUUUCUGAUCUCGACAUAGAUCUUUUCCGGUGCUUAAUAAUGAUUAUUCAAUCAACCUACGUGCAUCCUCCUCAGCUUAUCGGCGAAGCUUUACAUGUCUACGCGUGUCGGUGGCUUCCGGACAUCACAAAGGUUAAUAAAAGUUCAGACAGUUCAGCAUCUCAAACAGAAGAAUCUAAGGUGAAAAAUAGGAAAAUUCUUGAAACAAUUGUAAGUAUGAUUCCGGUGGAUAAAGGGUCGGUUUUAGUUGGUUUCUUGUUUAGACUUCUCGGCAUUUCAGUCCAUUUGAAUGCCUCGUUAAUGGUAAAGACAGAACUAAUAAGGAGAGCUAGCUUACAGUUUGAAGAGGCAACAUUGAGCGACCUUGUUUAUCCUUCAAAAUCCUCUUCCGACCGGUAUUAUUACGAUAUUGAUUUAGUUCAAGCCGUGUUGGAAACUUUCCUAAAGCAAUGGAAAAGAAUGUCCCCUAGUGCUGUGGAUAACAACUACUUAUUCAAAUCAAUCAGAAAUAUCGGAAAACUCAUAGAUUCCUAUCUUCAAGUGGUUGCUAUGGAUGAUAAUAUGCAAGUCUCAAAGUUUGUUUCUCUUGCUGAAACCGUGCCGAGCAUUGCUCGAGUUGACCACGAUUAUCUAUACAAGGCAAUUGACAUCUACCUUAAGGUACAUCCUGAUAUGAGUAAGGCAGACAAGAAGAAACUGUGUGGGAUCCUAGAUUGCCAGAAGCUUACCCCGGAAAUGUGCCACCAAGCCGUGAAGAACGAGCUUCUGCCGUUAAGAACUGUAGUGCAGGUUCUGUACUUUGAACAAGAGAAAUUAUCAAUGGCAAACACAAGUCAAAGAAUGGAUGCAAAUUUGGCAUUGGAAUUGGAAAAAAAGAUGGGAAUAUGA